UGAAGCCAGUCGGAAAGAGAGCGAACGAGCGAGUGCUUUCUUCGAGUGCACACCGAUCCACGGUGAAGGUCCUCGUAUAUAAGCCAUCGUAGACGCUUCUACAAUAGUCAGUGCGGCUCGUCCCAUUGGAAACACCAUCGGUGCCCGACGUACACACACCGCAGCGCGAGAUGCUCGCAUUACGAGUUUUUUUAUUCACGCUGGUGGCGGCGGCCACGGCGAGGCCCUCGUUCGAAGGCCAUGGUCUGUCGGAUGAGCCGAAGCUCAUCUCGCAGUCGGUGCAUCUGCACGAGGUGCCGACCAAGAUCAUCAAGGUCACCAAAACGGUAGCCAUCAAGGUCCCCGUGCCGUAUCCCGUUAAGGUGCCGCAGCAUAUUCCAUUUCCGGUGCCGGUGAAACAUCCCGUGGCAGUUCCGGUGCCACAGAUAGUGAAAGUGCCUCAGCACGUGCCGAUACCGGUGGAGAAGCCGGUGCCGGUGGAGCUGCACCAGCAGAUACCGCUGGUAGUGUCGAAGCCGGUGCCGAUACCGCAUCCGGUGCCGGUGCCGCAUCCGGUUACUCUCACCAAGCCGAUCUUCAUCCCGGUGCCGAAGGCGAUCCCGAUUCCCCAAUCGGUCCACAGCGUCGGGAGAACCGGAGGGGAGGACGAUCACGUCAGCCAUGAGACCAACUACGGCGCUUACAGCGUGAACGUCCAGAGUCACGAGGCGUCGUACGAUCAGGGGGGCGGCGAUCAGGGACACUUUCAACCCUCCCAGCCCGACUACUCGGAUCAUUAACUUUCGAGAUGUGACGGACGGGUCGGCGGGUAUCGGCGAUGAUCGGAUGGCGGCGAGGACGCGGCGGGUCCGAAAGAAGCGGUCAAUCAUCGGCGAGGAUGCACGGCGAGCUGAUCGCCUCGAAAGCGGUUCGAGCCAAACGUCAAAACGCGAGUCAAGUGCGAGAGCGACCGCUUGUCUUGGAAACUUGACUCGCGCCGCUUUCAUGAUCGAUCGCUCGCCAAGUAACGUUGUCCUUCGGAGUUGUAUCGGCUAGGCCGGCUAACGCUGACCUUGCCGACGUUCCGAUGAAGAGCAAGGUAGAGAGGAGUAGAGGAGGUGUGGGGGGAAUUCGAUAAAGGGUCAAUCUAACGUGCGACUGCGGGAUAGAGGAUAACGGAGAUGGCGGAUAAUCGUGGAUAAUGCCGAUCAAAAUGCGCGAGAAUUUCACAACUUUGGAAGUUACAAGAUUAAAUUAAGAUUAAAUUAAAGAAGAUGGGUUAAAUCUCGUUAGAGUCGCAAGAGUGUGUAGCGAAGGAUUUUUUGACGCUCUGCGAUUUCUCCGAAGACGCAAGUGAAACUUUUCAUCCGAAAAUUUCAGGAAAAUUUCUGAAGAUCACGAGAAGAUCGUGACGAAGACGGUAAUUCGUUUCUUCGAGACAUUGUUUUUUUUAUUCUUGUAAACGCAACCCGAAAACCGAGUAGCAAGAGUUGCUUUUGCAUCUGCGACACAUGUGCGCACGUACAUGUAUUUUUAUGUAUAUAGAUCAACAAGUUUUCUCCGAGAGAAAUGUUGAGUUUUUGUUUGCGCUUUGCGAUGAUAGACUGUUGACGUUGCAUUGUUUUCUAAUAAAAACGUUUUCACACGCCGCAAUCUCGUGUUUUCCUGC
Harpegnathos saltator (Jerdon's jumping ant) is the source of this 1648-nucleotide messenger RNA. Its product is annotated as zinc finger protein 512B. Lineage: Eukaryota; Metazoa; Arthropoda; Insecta; Hymenoptera; Formicidae. Bases 171 to 779 code for a protein of 202 amino acids. The transcript is spliced from 3 exons. The record is from RefSeq and is a predicted model, not a curated record.